Scaptodrosophila lebanonensis is the source of this 1107-nucleotide messenger RNA. Its product is annotated as phosphoglycerate kinase-like. The transcript has 2 exons. Gene Ontology annotation, cellular component: cytosol. The record is from RefSeq and is a predicted model, not a curated record. Gene Ontology annotation, biological process: gluconeogenesis; glycolytic process. Bases 1 to 1107 code for a protein of 368 amino acids. Lineage: Eukaryota; Metazoa; Arthropoda; Insecta; Diptera; Drosophilidae. Gene Ontology annotation, molecular function: ATP binding; ADP binding; phosphoglycerate kinase activity.
AUGAAUGGUGACAAAAUAACGAAUAAUCAGAGAAUAAUAGCCGCUUUGCCCACCAUAAAGUAUAUGUUGGAGCAAAAUUGCAAAUCUUUGGUGUUGGCAUCGCAUUUGGGCCGACCAAAUGGUAAAAGGAAUCCGAAAUUCAGUCUCCUACCGGUAGCAAAGGAAUUGGAAAGGUAUCUUGGCAAAAGAGUUCACUUUAUGUACGAGUGCCCUGGGAAAGAUGGUCUUGAAGUGAAGCAAGAUCUGCCCGAUGGUACUGUAAUAUUACUCGAAAAUUUGCGCUUUUACGAGGAGGAGGAGGGUAGCACUAAAAACUAUCAUCAGGAAAUAAUAGUUGAUCCGGCUAAGGUGAAGGAAUUCCGCAAAAAAUUGGCAGCAAUGGGUGAGAUAUAUGUGAAUGAUGCAUUUGGCACGGCACACCGCAGGCAUAGCUCCAUGAUGGGCGAAGGUUACAAUAUGCGUGCUGCAGGAUUUUUGCUGUAUAAUGAGCUUCAAUAUUUUGCCAGGGUAUUAAACAAUCCGGAGAGACCCUUGUUGGCCAUUUUAGGUGGAGGUAAUGUCAUUGAAAAGAUACCGUUGAUAAAAAAUCUUUUGAACCACGUCAAUGCCAUGAUUUUGUCUGGUGGGAUGGCCUUUACAUUUCUAAAGACAUUAAAAUGUAUGGAGAUUGGAAAGUCGCUGUAUGAUGAGAAAGGCAGCAAAAUGAUUCCUGAGAUAAUGUCACAGGCUAUGAAAAACAAUGUGGAGAUAAUACUGCCUGUGGAUUUUAUUUGCGCCAACGAAAUUGCCAUCAACCCUAAGGAAAUAAAGUCGAUCGACAUAAAGCAAGGUGUGCCCAAAGACUUUGUGGGUUUGGAUAUUGGCGAGAAAUCGGUAGCGCUCUUUAGAAAGGCCAUUAAUCCGGCGAAAACAAUUGUUUGGAAUGGUCCACCUGGGCUUUUCGAGUAUGCGGCUUUUGCUAAUGGCACUAAGGCAAUACUAAAGUCCUUGAUUGAAGCCACCACAAGUGGUGCAACGACUGUCCUGAGUGGUGGAGAUACAGCCACUGCUUGCAAGAAUGCGCCUAUUGGAGGGGAAGGAGUUAAUCGGCGUUGCGGCUCUUUCUGA